AUGGCCGCUGAGGUAGCAAAGGACCGAUCUGAUGAUGCAACACACGUAACUUCCGAGGCCGAGCCUACGAUCAAGAUCGAUGCUCCGGACGCGCAGAAUGCUCCACUCGACCAGUCGCAACUAACAGGCGAAAGUGCCACCCCUGCUGCUACGGAAGAGAUCGAGAAUAAGCACAUCUCCGACAUCGCGAAUGAAGUGGUAACCUCGGCCGAAGUCAGUGUUAGCGGAGGAUCCGACAAUGAAGCCACCAAGAGCAAGGACGACAAGCCCCGCAGUUCGUCAACCGUUAAGAAGCCCAUUGCCUUCAAGGCCAUCAAUGUCAACCAAAAAUUUCUCACCACAAAGGCCACUACGCCGGCCGCCCCGGCCAAAGUCGCCGAGAAGCCUGCGGCGACAACGACCCUCAGCUCUACACCUGGAAGUCUGACACCGCGGCCCAGGCUCAUUGCGAAGACGGGAAGCGGGUCGGUCAAAUCGGCCACCGGUGCUAAUGGCAAAACGGGUAGUGCGCCAGAUCCAAAUGCCGUGUGGAACAAGAACAGACCUGUCCCACCUCCCGAGCCGAAAAAGUAUACCGACGAGGAGCUAAAGAAAUAUGGAAUUCACAUGGCGAGCCGUCUCCAACCCGAAGACACCAAGGGUCAGGCGAAUUGGGCCGACAUUGACGACGACGACGAAGAUUGGGCACCGGAAACGAUCACAUGGAAGGAUGGCACUAAGAUUGCUAUCCCACAUACCGAAGAGCAACCCCCGGCACCCCCCACGCCAGCGCCAGCGCCAGCGCCGGAACCGGAACCCGUUCCAAAACCUGUCGAAGCCAUCAAGGAAAGUGUGGCUGCGGAGAAACCGAAAUCACCUGCCCCAGGCCACGCGUCUAUCAUUAAGCCUGGAGUUCUAGGGUCUGGAAAGGGUCUUAUUCUCAAGGGUGCCCCCGAAAAGCCUACCCUCGUCGCAAAGCCUCCGCCCCCGCCAGCGCCCGUCAAGUCACCCUGGGCACCGAUACCAAAGGUGGAGAAAGUUUCUCCCAUGGUCGUUGAACCGCCGCCGCCGAAUCACCAUGCACCGAGGUAUCCCCCGAGAGAUGGGCCGGCUCAAUAUGCUGGUUUUCCUCCUGCGGGGCCGAAGGAAAUCGCCGCGGAUGAUUUCAGCAGAGGACCGUGGAGAGACGGGCCAGGUGGUGGUGGAAACAGAGAGCUAUAUAAUUCACAUUCCGGACGCUACGAACCCGUUCAGGACCGCCGUGGAUCAAUACGCCCAGAGCCGCAGUACGGCAGACAGCCUUCUGUCUUGCAACGCCCUGCCCACAACGAUCACCACGGCCCGGCCGAACCCUCUGCCGCUUUCCAAACACAUAGGACUAGCGACCAACAUGUGCCCUACGGCCGUAGGCGCGGCUCGUCCAACGUUAGUGGCGUUAGCAGCGGCUUCUUGAACCGUACCAAGGGCUUUGAGCAGCCAUUGCAACCCCCCGAAAUUCUCAACGCCAGGCGCGAAUCCAUGACGGCCGGUAGUGACGGCCCUGGGUCACCGAGGAACUUCUCGCCUUCUGGCAUGCAGCACGGGCCUCGUCACCCUCACCCUCACCCUCACCCUCCCCUUCACCCGCACCACCAGGGCUGGCCUCCGCGGGUUUCCCCAGCCGUGAGUCACGCAGUACCGGCACCACAUCAUCACGGUCCCGAUAUGGUUGGGGUGCCCCCAGUUGGCCCGCCGCCGCCUGUCCAGGAACAAGUGCCGUUGGUUACGGAUCAAGAGAUUGAGCUGCAGAAGAGGUUGAUGCGUGAGAAGGUAGAGGCUGCUCGGAAACGGCGCAUGGAAGAAGAAGAGCGCGAAAAGGCAGCUCGCGAGGAGCGUAUCCGGCUCAAGUUGCAGGCGCUGGGUCCUGCCCCCAAAUCCAACAGUGCCAAGAAGGCUGCAGCGAAGGAGCAACCUGCUUCUACAACGGAAGGUGCCGCCCAGACAGGCGCGGCGACUGACGAACAAAAGGCUGUCGAGAAGACCGAGGUGAAAACCCCGCCUACCACUCAACCUGAAAAAGCUGAACAGCCACCAAACGGUGUGCCUCUACAAAUCCUACCGGACUCUGAGCCCCUCGAAAGCCGCCAGCCUCUUUGGUCUAGCAGCAGUGCUAAGCAACAACAACAACAACAACAACAACAACAACAACAACAACAACAACAAGGGCGGUACACAGCUACUACUUGGGGUUCGCAGACAUCAACCAAGAACGUCUGGGGUCCUCCUACCAACAACCGCACUCUAGGAAACGGCACCUUCAACCCCGACCUAGGCACAUCACCUCCUCCGGUUUCGAACAAGCCCGGACCCGGCCCAAUUGCACCUCCCAGCCGGAACACCACCACCAUGGCCACCAAGACCAAUCUGUUCCCUGACGGUGCUCCCGCUCGGCUGCCACCCAUUGCCCCUCCUAAUCACUCCAACGCACCCAGCGGCACUUUGUCUACAGGCGAACGACAGGCCAAGGCGAAUCAAUGGGUCAGUGCUGCGCGUCUCAAUGACGAGGCCUUCGAGAACAUGCUCAAGGACAGAUUUGCUGAGCAGGACCGUCGCCGGGCUGAAAAGGGGCUCACGGCUGAAGACAUCCAGCCUGUGGUCAAGGAUGUCUGGCGUCCCACCAAGCUUGACGAGAACGGCAUGAGGAUCGAGGCUGGUCCCCGACAAACCGUCCGGGUUGGCAAGGAGAACCCGUGGGCUGCCUCUCAGCCUUCUCAGCAGACACAACCCCCGGCCGCGAAUACAUCUAUGCUCGGUAAUGCCGGCGCAGCACCACGGACCUCAUCUAGGUUCUUCCCUAGUCGCCAGCAGACCAUCGCUGCUGCGGAAUACCAACGCCCUCAUUCCCCUUCGCCUCCUCCCCCCGAUACGGAGACGACGGGUCAUCCGGCAUUCGACGGCGAUGUCAAGCACCCCCACGUCUGCAUUCCUACGCCCAGGCCCCAAGUUCGCCUACCACCCCCCUCUCAGGCGAGAGAGGAACCAAAGGUACAACAUCCAGAGGCUCCCAAGCCGCCAGGUCCGUCCUUCUCGUGGGCUAACACGGUUGCGUACAAGGGCGAGGAGCGUUCACCAGCACCCAACCCGGGUAGUCCCUGGCAAGCUCGGAUCGACAAUCUGCUCGGAGCUCGUAAGCCUUCUCAAACACAGCAGAAGCCAGCUGCGGGAGUGGACUCGACGAGCCGCGCUGCCUAUGAGCACCCAGAGACGUCUGUUACGGUGUCGCUUACCGCCGCUAUGAUCGCCGAAGCAUCUCCUACAACGAAGGACAUGGAUGAGGACUGCUUUGAGGAGCAGGAGAUGGGUUCCUUACCUACUGUCCGGAUUCCUACUGAGCUUCCGGAGAUGGCCUGGUCGCCUACAUCCGCACCGCCACCCAAGCCUCUCCAUCGGAAGUUCUUCCCCCUGACGACCAGCGCCGAGCCAAUCCGCAUCGACACCAGCUCGAACGGAAUUGGCAGCGUCAUUCGCAUUGCAUUCCCCGGGACUGACCGGCACCCGCCCUUCGUCACCGCGGUGACUAUUCCUUUCAGCAGGACUCGCAGCAACCCUCGUCGUGGCGGCGGUACAUCACGCGGCGGUCGCCAUCCCGCGGCACCUCACAAUCAGCGCGGCAUGCCUGGAGGUCGUGGCAGUAGUAGAGACGCUUCUUCACCCAAUGACCAAGGACCCACCGGUCCUCCUACCGGACCUAACGGGUCGCACCAGCAGAGUAGGGGCCGAGGUGGUGGCUACAGGGGUAGGGAUAGUGCCUGGUCGAGGAGUGCACCAACCGCUAUUCAGACUUCCUAGAACGGGGUCCGGUUGCUUAUAAGGCAGAAAUCGCGAGAGCCAACAGUCGAUUCCUGGGUUGAGGAUCAUGAGGUCAGCUCGGAUACCUGUCUGAAGGAGAAGAAACCUUCGGCGGAU
This is a messenger RNA of Neurospora tetrasperma FGSC 2508, 3924 nucleotides long. RefSeq lists its product as uncharacterized. The record is from RefSeq and is a predicted model, not a curated record. Bases 1 to 3807 code for a protein of 1268 amino acids. The transcript is spliced from 3 exons. Lineage: Eukaryota; Fungi; Ascomycota; Sordariomycetes; Sordariales; Sordariaceae.